GUUUUCUCCCCCCCCCCCCUUCUCCGCCUCGGCUUCCUCCUCCUCCUCCUCCUCCUCCUCCUCCUCCCCGCGCGGCUCCUUGCGCGGCUGGCUCCCUUUGGAUCGCGGUGCGCGGCGGCGGCGGCGGCGGCUGGGCCGAGUGCGCGCAAGAUGUCCUCUGCGGCGGCGGCGGCGGCGUCGGGGGGCGGCUCGCGGCGACAGUGGUGCUACCUGUGCGACCUGCCCAAGAUGCCGUGGGCCAUGAUCUGGGACUUCAGCGAGGCCGUGUGCCGCGGCUGCGUCAACUUCGAGGGCGCCGACCGCAUCGAGGUGCUGAUCGAGACGGCGCGCCAGCUCAAGCGCGGCCACGUCCUGCACGAGGGCCGCUCGCCGGGGCCGCCGCCGGGCGCCAAGCCCCAGCCCCAGCCCCAGCCCCACCCGCCCCAGCCGCAGCACGUCGCCAAGGAGCCGCCCGCCCUGGAGCGCUACGAGCCCCGCUGCGCCCGCCUGCCCGCCGACUACGCGCUCGGCCCGCGCCUCCCCAAUGGCCUGGCCCGCGGCGGCGGCGUCGAGGAAGGGGAGGGCAGCCGCCAGAGCCCCACCGCGCGCCGCGCCCUCGUGCCGCCCAGCCUGGGGCUGCUGGGGGCCCCCCAGGGCCUGCUGGCCGCCGUCUCCGGCCUGGGGGGCCGCCCCGCCGCCCUGGCCGUGGCCUCGCCCUCCCCGGGGCUGGGCGAGCCGGGCAAGCUGGCGCGGGGGGGCUACGCCGUCGACUACGAGAAGGAGAAGCAGCGCAACGCGGAGUGCCUGGCCGAGCUGAACGAGGCCAUGCGCGGGCGGGCCGAGGAGUGGCACGGCAAGCCCAAGGCCGUGCGCGACCAGCUGCUGGCCCUCUACGGCUGCGCCCCCUUCAGCGUGCGCUUCAAGAAGGACCACGCCCUGGUGGGGCGCAUCUUCGCCUUCGACGCCGCCCCCCGGCCGGGCUACGAGUACGAGCUGAAGCUGUUCGCCGAGUACCCGUGCGGCUCGGGCAACGUCUACGCCGGCGUGCUCGGGGUGGCCAAGCAGAUGUUCCAGGACUGCCUGAAGGACCCCGGCAAGGUCAUCUCCUCCGGGUACAAGUACCUGGAGUACGAGAAGCGCCACGGCUCCGGGGACUGGCGCCUGCUGGGCGAGCUCUUCACCGAAGGGGUGCGCUUCUUCCGAGAGGCCCUGGCGCCGGAGGCCGUGCCCCAGCAGUUCCUGGACGGCAGCUGCGCCGUGCCCCCCAGCCUGCUCCUGAGGACGGCGCCCCCGACCCGGGCCGUCGCAAGGAGGCGCAAGGCCUCUCCGGAGCCCGAGGGCGAAGCCCUGGGGAAGCUGACCGGCGAGGAGCAGCAGCAGAGACAGCACUGGCUGCCGCAAGGAUCGGGCGGCAUCUACCCGUCCGGCAUGGCGCACCUGCCGACUUCGGGCGGCCCGGGGCCCUUGCCCGAAGGCUCCUUGAGGAACGACCCUUCCCCCAUCACCGCUCUGAAGAACGUGGCCGACACUCUGGGCAACAAGGAAGUCAACCCGGUCCACUCCACCACCGCCAGGCAAAACAGCGCCAGCCCCGCGUCGCCUGCCGCGUCGGGCCAACACCGACUGGUGCCCCGCAACGGCGAGCCGGGCCAAGCCACCACCCCCUCUUCCUCGGGGGCCCACUCCUCCGGGGGGGUCGAGCCCAGCGGCACGCAGAGCGCCCCCGACUCCUCGGGAGGGGCCGGCACCACCCCCCUGUGCUGCACCAUCUGCCACGAGCGGCUGGAAGACACCCACUUCGUGCAGUGCCCUUCGGUGCCCGGGCACAAGUUCUGUUUCCCUUGCUCCCGGGAUUUCAUUAAAGCCCAAGGCGCCGCGGGAGAGGUGUAUUGCCCCAGCGGGGAGAAGUGCCCCCUGGUGGGCUCCAACGUCCCCUGGGCCUUCAUGCAGGGCGAGAUCGCCACCAUCUUAGCCGGAGACGUGAAAGUAAAAAAAGAGCACGACCCGUGAAAAGGGACAACGGCCGAGAUCCGGGGCGUCGCGCCGGGGUUGCCUCCCUUCACCCCCCUCCCUCCCCCCCACCCUCCGCUGUGGCAGUGACUGGAAUUAGUAACUUAUCCCCCUCCCCCCGACGCCCUCUUUAACCUCCUGGGGACUGAGGCAUUGUACAUAAAUCUAUUUUUUAAAUAAUAUUUCCAUAGUAAGCUUAUAUAUGAAGCUGCAUCUAUGUAACCUACUACGACGGGCGUGGGUGGGAGGGAGGGGUGGGGAAUCAAUCAACUUUGCUACUCAGUAGUGUAAACGGGAAAGGGAAAUUUUAAACUGGGGGGGUGGGGUAGGGGGCAUUUGGCGAGGAACAGGAGUGGGGCUCUGGUUGUUAAAGAUCAGAGUUUGCUAAGGGACUGCCCCGGGUACUGGGGGGCAGAGGCGGGUUUCCGGAAGAGGGCCGGGCUGAAAACAGACGUGGUGUGAAGGUCAGCUGUGGGAAUUCACGGAGAGAGCUGACCUGACUUGUGCUCCUUUGGAUACAGACUGUGGUCCCGUUACACGUUGUUAGGACGGGAUUGGCACUCGUGCUUCUUUGGAAGGUGCGUUUUUCCGCCACGCCCGUGGCGCCACGCUGAGCUCCUUCCCCGCCACCAUCUUGGAAAGAACGUGCAGAUUGGCUCGCUGGCAGUCUCCGGGGAGGCUGAGAAGCAAAGCGCGAAAGCAGGAAGAAUCAGCCCGUGCCCAAUAUCUGGCGCUCCAAGGCAGACUGCUUGUGAGCAUGGAAGAUCCAUUUGGCAUCAGUGGACUGAUAAAGCCCUUUGUACUGUGUGGCCGUGGUUGGUCUCGCUUUGGAAGGCAGCCUAGAGGAUGUGUUUCUUUAAAACGGGGAGGGGGGCAUCCGUUCAGUUGUUCAUAUUGUUCCACCCGUCACAAACACGCUCUGUGUCCACCGAAACAUUCCAUCCCUCACGCUCCUGGCUCUCUUCUUCCCAAGCCGCGAAACCUUUGUGAAAGCCCCCCAUAAACUUUGUGGACGUCCCUUAAUCCCGAGCUCAACCUCCCCUUCACUCCACCCCCAGUCCUAGGUUCCGAACCCACCCACCCCCGGCUUUGCCGAUUCCCCUCGGACUUUUGGCCAGCCACCGAAUCUCUGGAGCGGACCCUGUAACCGUGCGAUUUAUUUAGACUCCAGAAUUCGGUAGUAGCCAUCUUGGAUGCUGGUUACUCACCUAUAGCAGGGAAGGGCAUGUGGGAACCCUACGGAAGCCGGGAGGUUUGACCCACGAGUAUGUGGCGUGUGCAAGGCGGAGCAAAAAGUGCCUCAUGUAGAUUUGGGUUGGGGGGGAGGGUGUUAUUUUUUCAUACCAAAAGAUUAAAGCAUGCACACCAAAAACAUUUUUUUAAAAUUGCAGAAUUUUAGGGCAAAGUUGAUCCAAGGAGAGGCACGGGUGGGUCUGUUUAAACAGCGCACUGGGAUGCUCUUAUGUAGGGGAAGAUCCUAGUGAUUUGCGCCCCGGGUAAGGGGAGCCCGGAUCGCCGCGGGCCAAAAAAGGAAUCGGGAGUCUUUGCUUUUUCCAUCUCAUUUUUCUACCAGGUGCCUCUUUCUGACGCCCAAACGAUUUCGACCCCUUGACUGACGCAGCCGGGUCUGAGCCGGCAGCCUGAUAACAUUUGUCUUUUUGUUGUUUAAUUCCCGGCUCCAACCAAAAGAAAAAUGGCUGUGGAGAUGAGAACAGGGGCAAAUCCGUAGAUCAGGGAUCCCCAACCGUAGAUCAGGGAUCACCGCCCAGAGCCCCUGGAGGAUGGGGCGGUAUAAAAGUUUAAUAAAUAAAAUAAAUAAAAUAAACCUGUCUGAGCCUUUCUCACCAUGGUGGGCGCGGCCACAAAAUGGCUGCUGCAAGAGGUGGACCCGGCCACAAAAUGGUUGCCACAGCUUAACUGUAACACAGUGUAGGUGCUCCUGUUGUGGAGGCGGCGGCUGCCAAAGCAACAUUUUUUUUAAAAAAAUCUGCACUGCCAAUCAAAUCUCAAAUAGUCCCUCAGGGGUCUUGUUGGGCAAAAGCCCUACCUGGCAGGUGUCAGAAAAGGUGUCCGUGGGUACCUGUGGGUACCGUGUUGGGGACCCCUGGCCCAGACGGAGGGAUUUUUGUUUGGAGAAGUGGCAGGGGGGCCUCGUUUCACCUGGAUGUGGAGGUAGCCAUCAAUCAGUCUUGUGUGGUUUCUGACACCUGUUUCACUCAUUGGCAGAUGGCUCUGACAGUCUUGUGUGGGGCGGGGUUUGUGUUGCAGGUGGGAGGGAAACGGAGGAGAGGGGGCGGGAUGGAUAGGAUGAAUGGAUUCCCACGUCCAAGAGGGCAGGGAGCGGGAGAGAGACAUCAAACUGUUUUGUAUUUCUUUUACUCGUCUCUGUUAAUAAACUUGAUUAUUUUUUUUCC
This is a messenger RNA of Sphaerodactylus townsendi, 4403 nucleotides long. It is a transcript of the gene IRF2BP1, whose product is annotated as interferon regulatory factor 2 binding protein 1. Lineage: Eukaryota; Metazoa; Chordata; Lepidosauria; Squamata; Sphaerodactylidae. The record is from RefSeq and is a predicted model, not a curated record. Bases 151 to 1989 code for a protein of 612 amino acids. The transcript has a single exon. Gene Ontology annotation, molecular function: transcription corepressor activity. Gene Ontology annotation, biological process: regulation of transcription by RNA polymerase II. Gene Ontology annotation, cellular component: nucleus.